Messenger RNA from Syzygium oleosum, 1000 nucleotides. RefSeq lists its product as uncharacterized. Bases 129 to 731 code for a protein of 200 amino acids. The record is from RefSeq and is a predicted model, not a curated record. The transcript has a single exon. Lineage: Eukaryota; Viridiplantae; Streptophyta; Magnoliopsida; Myrtales; Myrtaceae.
UCCCCUGUUUUCAGUUGAGCCACAAAGACGCAACCUUUCGUCUCUCAAACCUCACCCAAAAAGCAGUACAGAUCAGAGCUCUCACGUCUCACCUACCGGAGAGAGAGAGAGAGAGAGAGAGCUAAGCCAUGGAAGUGGAGGAGUUGGAAUCGCCCGCUUCGUCGCGGCGCAACAAGGAAGCGGAUCCGAUGAUCAUCGAAGACGGGUCGUCCCCGCGCCCCGCCCCCGCCCCCGCCGCCGCCUCCUUCUCCCUCUCCCUCUGCUGCAGCCACUGCUUCGGCCUCCGCCGCCCGCGCCGCGCCCCCCGGCCCUUCUCCUCGUCCAGCUUCUGGGAGCGGAUCGGGUCCUCGCACUUUGACCGCCGGUGGUGGGCCCCGGGGGUCAGGGUCCUGAAGAAGCUCCGGGAGUUGUCGGAGGUCGUCGCGGGCCCGAGGUGGAAGACCUUCAUCCGGCGGUUCAGCCGGAGCCGGAGCAUCGGCUCGGCGGCCGGCGCGGGGGGAGGGGCGCACGACCAGAGCAGGCCCGGCAGGUUCAACUACGACCCCAUGAGCUACGCCCUCAACUUCGACGAGGGGCCGGGGCACGACCCCCAUCUCGACGACGAGGACUACUUCCGCCGGUACCGGAGCUUCUCCGUCCGGCACGCGUCGGUCCCCGGCGGCGGGCACUCGGCGGCGGAGGAGGAUGUGGCCGGGAAGGGUAAGGACGCGAUGGCGGUGGCGGUCGCAUGAUCAGAGUCCAACUCCCCACGACUCGCCGUCGUGGGGAGUUGGACUCUAUGACGUCACGUGGCGGCUUGAUAUUUAUAAUUUUUUUUUAAUAUUUAUAAUUUAUAUACCUUUUGUGGGAUUGUAAAGUCAUCGUCGUUUUGAGUGGGUCAGUGUUGUCGUUUUUGUUUACAACGUACGGAUAAGUGUGUAAAUGGCAGAUUGCACGAAGGAGUGAAGUUGCGUCAUCCGUGGCAUUCGAUUGGAAACAAUUCCGUGCACGAUUUACUUAA